AUGGGCGUCUGCGAAAACUCCAUGUUGAAAAGGAUAGCGCUGACGGUAAUUUUAAGACGCGGUGUGGUCCUCUUCGUGCUGCUUACCAUCGUUGUCGCGGCCCCGACCGUCGUGGCGGUCGAUGACAGCAGCACCGACGACGAUACCAUGCCGAGCCUGUCCGAGAUUGACACCUACGACGCACUCGCCAUUGUUUUCAUCGUUGUGGGCAUGGCCGUGUCCGCCAGCGGUGUCAUCAUGGUACCGGCCAUGGUGCUCAUCAUGGGCUUCGACAUCAAGCGCGCGACGCCCAUUUCUAACGUGGGUAUCUUGGGCGGAGCUUUGGCGAACGCUUGGUUCAACAUGCAAAAGCGCCACCCGUCUGCAGACCGACCGCUGAUAGACGCUGAUCUCGCGCUCGGAAUGAUCCCCGUCCUGCUGCCGAGCUACAUCGUAUCGCUGCUAUUCGUCGUGGUGCUGGCUGCCAGCGGAACGCGGAUGAUGAUUAAAGGAAUUCAGCUGUACAGAGCUGAGAGUACCAAGAAGGCACAAGCGGACGCUGACUCCAAGGACACGGCGGAUGCAGCAAUGAGCCCCGACGCAUACGCUCAAGCAUUCACGCCCAACCCCUCCAUUGACAGCGAUGCCUCCGCAGCUAAAUCUGCGUCUGCAUCGGCGCAAGCCGUCAAAGUGCUCGCAGAAAUACUGGAGCAGGAGCGCCACUUCGCCUGGAGAAAGCACGGAGCCAUCCUCGUAUGCUACCUCGGCGUAGUUGCUACGAGUAUCGGUGAUGCAUCUGUGUCGUGCGGAGGCGUGGCCGACUGGGUGAUCCUGUUGGCGGAGAUUCCGUGGGUGGCCCGCAAAGCUAGCGUGGGUUACCUGUACAUUGAAGGCGACAUCCGUUGGACGCAAAAGGCUGUGAUAUGUUUUCCUCUCGGGUGUGCGCUUGGAGGCAUCGUUGCGGGCAUGUUCGGCGUCGGCGGAGGCAUCAUCACUGGGCCGAUCAGGAUCGAGAUGGGAAUCGUGCCCGAAGUAGCGUCGUCCACGAUGGCUCUGAUGAUCCUGUACUCCUCAGCGGCUGCAACGGCGAAGUACACGGUGUUCAACAUGAUCGCGUGGGACUGGGCUGCUCUGUUGUGCGCAGUAACUUUCGCUGUAACCUCGGCAGCGCAGGUGGUGAUCCUUGCAUACGUGAGGCGCAGUGGGCGUCAAUCGAUCGUCGUGCUCUGCAUUAGCGCGGCUGUGGUCAUAGGCACCGCGCUCAUGACGUACCAAGCGGUAAAGACCACGAUCGAUGAUGCUGGUGAGCCCUUCACUGCGGAUAUUUGCAGCUAG
Messenger RNA from Phytophthora sojae, 1314 nucleotides. RefSeq lists its product as hypothetical. Bases 1 to 1314 code for a protein of 437 amino acids. Gene Ontology annotation, biological process: protein ubiquitination. NCBI's taxonomy places the organism in Eukaryota, Oomycota, Peronosporomycetes, Peronosporales, Peronosporaceae. The record is from RefSeq and is a predicted model, not a curated record. The transcript has 5 exons. Gene Ontology annotation, cellular component: Cul4A-RING E3 ubiquitin ligase complex.